Molecule: messenger RNA, 2715 nt
Organism: Grus americana (Whooping crane)
Lineage: Eukaryota; Metazoa; Chordata; Aves; Gruiformes; Gruidae
Gene: AQP9
Product: aquaporin 9
Exons: 6
Coding region: 226-1092 (288 amino acids)
Biological process (GO): glycerol transmembrane transport; water transport
Cellular component (GO): plasma membrane; basolateral plasma membrane
Molecular function (GO): water channel activity; glycerol channel activity; urea transmembrane transporter activity
Source: RefSeq, a predicted model, not a curated record
UCAGAGAAGGCACAGGAUGGAAAACUCAUGAUGAAUUGUUAGGGCAUGUUGAGUUGGUUCUGUCAAUGCCUGCAGUCAGAUGAUUUCACUGGCUGUACAAGAUGAAAUCUCAUAUUUCAAUGUAUAAGUAAAAGUGUCAAAGUUCAGCUGAAGCAGGGACGAAUACAGAACAAUUUUUUUGUGUGUAUUUGUAACUAGGGCACCAGAGCAAUAGAGGAAGCCAAAAUGAGCCGGAAAAGCAAAAGGACUUUAAAGGAGAAAUUUGCCUUGAAGAACAGAUUGGUUAAAGAAGCCCUCUCAGAAUUCCUGGGAACUUUUAUACUGAUAGCACUUGGAUGUGGGUGCGUGGGACAGGCUGUCCUUAGCCGAGGAGCCCAUGGUGGGCCCAUGACAGUAUCAGUUGGAUUUGCAAUGGCAGUCACCAUAGCAGUGUAUGUGUCUGGGGGCGUUUCUGGUGGUCACAUAAACCCAGCCGUUUCAUUAGCCAUGUGCGUGACUGGAAGAUUAAAAUGGACCAAAUUACCAAUUUACAUAUUAGCACAACUCCUGGGAGCAUUUGUUGGAGCAGCGGCUGUCUUUGGGAUUUAUUACGAUGCCUUUAUGGAGUACAGCAAUGGAACGCUUGAAGUCACAGGACCUAAUGCAACAGCACAUAUCUUUGCAACAUAUCCAGCUCCAUAUCUGUCCCUCAUAAAUGGAUUUGCAGAUCAGGUGAUAUCAACAGCUGUUCUUCUUCUGGCUAUAUUUGCUAUUUUUGACACCAGAAAUAACAGCGUACCAAAGGGCCUGGAGCCAAUUGCAGUAGGACUACUUAUAAUUGUUCUUACUUGCUCCUUGGGAAUGAACAGUGGCUGUGCCAUGAACCCGGCCAGGGAUCUAGGCCCAAGGCUCUUCACAGCCAUUGCGGGAUGGGGGAUGGAAGUAUUCACGGCUGGAAAUAAUUGGUGGUGGGUCCCUAUAGUUGCACCUAUGCUGGGAGGCAUACUUGGAGCAAUGAUCUAUAUUGUUUUUAUUGAAAUUCAUCACUCAGAUACUCAGCCAGGAGAAGAAAAUGACGUGUAUGAUAAAUAUGAACUGACCAAUCUGGAGUAAGAAGUGAAGAAUUUUCUCUCUCAUUUUGUUGUGCAGUUUUUAUGCAAAUGAUUUUAUAAAAGCUCUAUGCCUCAAUUAGAAAUUCACAUUUCAAAGCAGAAAAUCUAUAUAGAAGACAAAUUCAAAACUGACCUCUUUCCAUGAAACAUCAGGCUGAUCACAUUCAAAACUGGAAACUUGAGGGUGGGAAGGGUAAAUUGUUGUUCUUUUCAUAUUGUUUUCAGAUGAAGUUAUCUCCUAGAUGAAACUGUAGUGGGAUGAUGCAUUGACCUGUUAAUUCAACACAUAUGAUCUUAAUCAUGUUGCCUAAUUAACUGAAAAUAGAUGAGAUAUUGUUACGAAACUGUAUGCAUAGGUAGUUAAUUGGUUCAGUGUUGAAGUAAUGUGUAAGAGCAUCACUCAAUUCUUACAGCCACUGUUUAAGAAUGGCUUGUCUGAAAAUUAAAAACAAUAGCUGAAUUGCCUAAAUGUCAAUUAAAGUAGUUUUAAAUAACUUACUAAAUUUUUAUGGAGUCACUAAUUGAACAGUAAGGAAUCAACUCAUCAGUGAUGAGGUUCAGUAAUUCAGAAUGUGAUUGCAAAAGGUAAAAACUCUGUAUUAUAAGAUCAACAUCAAAACCACAAAGCUGUACUUCUGCACAGGUUCUUCACAACAAUAAUGUUCAGUUAUUUUUAAACUAUUUACUUGACCUUUAUGCUACCCAGUAUAAAAAGCCUAACCUAGAAUAUUAAUCUGAACCUCUUCCGCUGUGCUUUCUGGAUAAAAUUCACUUCUGUGGAGAUAGGCCAGCAACAGAGGCUUAUGCUGCGCAGAGGUCAGCACAAGGCCUAUGUCUGUAUAAGCUUUAAAGAGGCCUGCUGCUGCUGAUCUACAUGGGGGGAUUUCAUCUACUUUGUGAGUAGUUUUUAUUUUGGUAGCAGUAAUUAAAAUUAGAAACUGAUCUCAGACCUAGUCCUAGAUCUGAAUUCCCCAAGGCAGGCCAGCUCCACAUCAGAGUUCUGAAGUGUGCAUUCUCUCUCACUAAAGAGAAAUGGUUGGACAUACACCAUUUUCGAAAUAUCCAGCCUUGAAAAAUGAAAUUAUUUCUGCUUAAACACUGUGAAUUGAAUUUAUCCAAUUAAAUCAAAGUUCAUUUCUAAUAUAUAUACAUAUAUAUACACAGGUGGUGGUGAUCAUGAAUAGACAUCCCAUUCAGUGAUGCUCUUGAGCAGUUUUCAUGGCAAAAUUACAGGGUACAAGUUCAAUGCACUCCUUUUAGGGUACUGUUCUCUUUGGAUUCCUACAAUUCUGCUCCCUAGAAUUCCACACUAUUUUCUGAUUUCACUCCUGAAGGGAGGAACCCUUCGUGUUGCCAGUACUAGCCUGGGCACUUUGGUGAGAUAUCCACAGAAAUGGUUUGGAAAAUUCCGUGGUCAGAAUCUGCCUCAGCAUUUGGGCAGAUCAGGUCUGUGUCACUUCAUGUCUUUAUCACACUCCCUGGUAUGCCAUGCCAAAUUAAUGGCAGCAAAGGGAUAGAAUUAGCAGGUCAAGCAAAGCUUUGCUUGCUGCAGCUGUAAAUCAGAUAAUGCUGUAUACUCAAGGGAGCAUCAUUCCAAUUUUAAUUAUGUUUUUGAGGAAAACUU